AUGGUGCACACUUCUGCGAGUUGUGGAAGCUGUCUUGUUUCUUACCCUGUACGUAAACCACAAUCUGUCUAUCUCAUAGAAUGAGAAGUACUACUAGGAUAUUAAUGCUGCUGUGAGCAGAGUGAAGGCAUGGUGAGAGUCAUAAUUCUGGAUUUUGGCACUGGAACAGGACUGCUUUCCAUGAUGGCUGUCACAGCUGGUGCUGGCUACUGCCAUGCUGUGGAGGUUUUCAAGCCCAUGGCAGAUGCUGCUCUCCGAACAGUGAAGAUAAAUGGCUUCUCCGACAAUUUCAAGAUCAUCAAUACACAAGUGACAGUUCGACCAAAUGGAGACAUGCAGACUCGAGCCAACGUCCUCGUCACAGAGCUGUUUGACACAGAACUGAUUGGAGAGGGAGCCUUACCCAGCUAUGAAUAAGCUCAUUUGGCCCCCGAGUGGCUCAGCGGGCUAAGGCAUUGCAUCUCAGUGCUAGAGGCGUCACUACAGACCCUGGUUCGAUUCCAGGCUGUAUCACAACCGGCCGUAAUUGGGGGAGUCCCAUAGGGUGGCGCACAAUUGGCCCAGCGUUGUUAGGGUUUGCCCGGUGUUGUUAGGGUUUUCCCGGGGUAGGUCGUCAUUGUAAAUAAGAGUUGUUUUCUUAACUGACUUGCCUAGUUAAAUACAAAUAACAUUUUACAUUUGGUCCAGGUAAGUGUGUUUGUGUGUAAGAGGCAAAGAAAGAGGCAGAUAUGUAUUUCUCCUGCAGGAGGGCUGUGCCCACUAGUUCCACGGUGUAUACCCAGCUGGUGGAGUCAGAGCAGUUGUGGAGCUAUUUUUACUUUGUCAUGCUCUUAUUUGUAUGUUUACAUGCCUAUUAUUAUGUGAAAUUAUUCCAACACAGCCACACAAUAAGUUAUAUCUGUCUGUAUCCAUCCAGGUGUUCAGUUUGGUAAACUGCAAUGUUGAAGCAGGUCUUUGAACAAGUGAGUGGAAUCAUGUAAAUAAAGCAUUAAUUUAGUUGAAAUAUAUUAGCAAACCCUCAAUGACUACAGGGUUGCUAGUUGCUAAGGCGUGUAUCUCUGUAGGUGCUGGAUGCCAACUGCAUAAGGGGAGAAGCUUUUCGAGCUGAAAGACGAUGGCCAGAGUUUACCCAUGAUGUUGCACAACGAUUUAAAUCAAGUCAUCGUUUUAGUCAAAGUAUGAUAUAUUUGGGCAUGAAGUGACAAAUCCUGAGCUGCCCACUUUUUGCAAAUCUAUAUGAAUACGGUGUCUUUUCCUAUGUUAUGAUGUAGACAUUAUUUUAAGCCUACGUUUCGUUUCAGGACUGGGUUUUGUUUUAAUGUUACCACUCACCAGCAUGGCAUUGUUUAUUAACCAA
Oncorhynchus mykiss (rainbow trout) is the source of this 1357-nucleotide messenger RNA. RefSeq names its product protein arginine N-methyltransferase 7-like. Lineage: Eukaryota; Metazoa; Chordata; Actinopteri; Salmoniformes; Salmonidae. Gene Ontology annotation, biological process: chromatin remodeling; peptidyl-arginine methylation, to asymmetrical-dimethyl arginine. The record is from RefSeq and is a predicted model, not a curated record. Gene Ontology annotation, molecular function: protein-arginine N-methyltransferase activity; histone methyltransferase activity.